Plasmodium relictum is the source of this 5112-nucleotide messenger RNA. RefSeq names its product conserved Plasmodium protein, unknown function. The record is from RefSeq and is a predicted model, not a curated record. Bases 1 to 5112 code for a protein of 1703 amino acids. Lineage: Eukaryota; Apicomplexa; Aconoidasida; Haemosporida; Plasmodiidae. The transcript has 4 exons.
AUGGAGAAUAUUUCUUUUAACUCAUACACCGCAAAAUCCCCUCAGAAUAGUCCGUCUUUUAAUAACAUUCAUGAUAAAGGUGUUUUAAAAGAUGAUAAUUUAAAUGAAAUUUAUGAUAUAAGCACUAAAUUAAAAUCUUAUUAUGAAUCGUUUAGUCAUGAAAAUAAUGAAAUAUUAAAUUUUAAAUUAAAAAUAAAAAAUGAUUUAAAUAUUUUAAAUUGCUACAAUCAGAAGAAUAUAAAUACAAGUAACAUAGAUGAUAGAGUAAGCAGUUUUGAAUCCAAUAUAAAAAAUAGGGUAAAAAUAAAUGUAAAUUUUGAAGAAAUAGGAAUAAAUAAUAGUGAAUGUGGACUUAUUACAAGUAGAUAUGGAUAUCAAAAUAAUAUAAAUGAUAACUCUGAUAUUUUAUUAAAUAAACAUAUAGAUAAGAGCUUAAAUGUUCAAGCAUUCAAUGCAAGAUUUAGUGAACAUAGCAUAAAAAAGAAAAAUGCCAAUAUAUGUGAUAUUUUUAAAUAUAAAAAUUAUUAUAAUAAAUAUAAUAGUGUUUGUAAUGAUUUAAAAGAUACCAAUAAAUUUUUUAAGACAAGUGAGAUAAAAUUAAAUGAUAUACAUUUUUAUCAUUUCAAUAAAAUUGAAGAUGAAGUUAGAGCAAAUAUUACCAUUGCAAAUAAUAGUUAUAGUAGUAUUAAUUGUAAAAAUAAUAAUGUGAGUAAUAUUUAUAAUACUACUACUACUACUACUAAUAAUAGUAAUCAAGUAAAUGAUAUAGAUAACACGAAAUAUCAAAAUAAUGGUAAUAAAUUUACAAAUAAAGAAUAUAUCCACGAAGAAAAAAAUAAGGAAGAACAAAAUAAUGGUGCAGUAAAUGUGUGUUAUCAGUUUGAUAAUAAGAACAGUGAGAAUAUUCAUCAUAGUGAUAGUGUUAAUGAAUUAUGUGAAAAUAUAAAAAAAAUAAGUAAUUUAAAUGAAAGUAAUGAAGAAUGUAAAAACAUUAAUAACAAUGAGAAUGUAAAAUUAUAUGAACAAAACAAUGAAUCUUAUGAAUGUACUACAGUUAAUGGAUUAAAUGAAAAUAAGAAUUAUUUGAUAAAACAACAUAAUAAUAGUAAAACGGAUGAUGAUAGUAAUAAUAUUUAUAAGGUAAAUAUUAUUACUGAGGAAGAAAAAAAAAUAGAAGAAAGUUAUCAAAAUAUAAAUGAAAAUAAUAUAAGUGCAUUAAAAAAGAGAAAAAAAAAAAAAAAAAUACAAAAUUUAAAAAAUAUUAAAAAAAAUAAGUUACCUAAUAGAAUGAAGCAAAAACGUAAUUUCAAUGCACCAUAUUCAAAUAUUAGAAAUUAUAAUUUUAAUUUUGGUAUUAGAAAAAACAAUAUAGAAAUUUACAAUGGUUAUAUUAAAAGGAAUGCGCUGUAUAAAUUAAAUAGAAAUUUGGCGUCCUAUAAAAGUAAAUUUUCAAAUUGUAUAAAUACAUUUAAAGUUUUCAGAAAUAAUAACAGUAAACUAAAUAGAACUUCAAUUAAUAAGAAAAAAAAAAAGAAGAAAAUUAAAAAGAAAAAAUUAAAUAUUGGAAAAGAAGAAAAAUUAAGUUGUUCAAAUAGUAUAUUUCUUGAUAAUCAAAAAGUGAAUUUUCAGAAUAUGGACUAUAAUUCUAAUUCCUUAAGGAGAGGAAAUAAUUUUAACUUAAAUAGUUACAGUUCAAGUAAAUUAGAUAAAAAUUAUACGUAUAAUAAUAAUUUAGGUAAUAGAAUUAGAAGGAAUAUAAAUGAUGAUGAAUUAUGUUAUAACACUGAUGACAAUUGUAUAUUUAGAAAUAUGAGAAGAAAAAAGAAAAAAAAAAUUACAUAUUUUUGUAGUAAUAAUUAUUUUUGUAAAUAUUUAAGCGAUGACGAUUUAACAUAUGAAAAUUAUUGUAACUACUUUUUAUCAAAUGAAAGUGUGGAAAAAAUGAAUGUCUCAAGCUAUUUACAUUACUUUAAAAUAUUAAAUAAAAAGAAAUUUAAGAAAAGAAUUAAUAGUUCUAUACAAAAAUUGGAUUUUAAUUAUGAUGCUUUUAUAAAUUCCAUUUGUAAUACAAAUAAUAUAAAAAAAAAAAUUAAGUUAAAUGAGAAUAAUGAAUUAUCAAAUGAGGAAGAUAUUAAUGAAAAAAUUUUCCACCAUGAUUUGAAACAUAACAAUGAUUCCUUAAAUGAUAGAUGCACUUUAACGACAUGCUAUGACAAAAUUUUAAAAAAUAAACAAAUUAAGACAAAAUAUAUUGAUUGCUAUAGAAAAGUUCUUUUAAUUUGUAGGAAGAUCCUUAGACAACAAAAUGAGCGUAUCAUUAUAGAAGAUAACAUUUGUGAUUUUAAUAAUGAGAAAUUCUCUGAAAGUAAUGAUAAUAAUAACAGUGAUAAUAAUAGUAAUGAUAUUAAUAAUAACAAUAAUUAUAAUAAUAAUAACAGCAAUGAUAAUAUUAUUAAUAAUGAUAUCAAUAACAAUAAUUUCAAUAUUAAUGAUAAUAAUAACAAUGAUAAUAAUAAAGACAAUUUUAAUAUUAAUGAUUAUAUUAAUAAUGAUAAUAAUAACAGUAAUUUUAAUAUUGAUGAUUAUAUUAAUAAUGAUAUUAAUAACAGUAAUUUUAAUAUUAAUAAUAAUAAUAGCAAUGGUAAUAAUAACGAUAAUUUUAAUAUUAAUGAUUAUAUUAAUAAUGAUAAUAAUACCAAUAAUAAUAAUGUUAAUAUUAGUAAUAUUAAUAAUUCUCAUUUAAUAGAUAAAGAAGCAAGUGGCUUGAAGAAGCAUUCAUUGGAUAUAUUUAAUAAAGAAAAAAAUGAAUAUGAUGAGAGAAUUUAUGAUGGUGUAAUAAAGGAAAAAGUGGAAUACGAGGAAAAAAUUGAAGUAUGUGAUUAUGAAAAAAAAUGUAAUAGAAGUAGUUUAAAUGGAAAUUUUCAAUGCAGUGAAGAGUAUAAUGAAGAUAAAGAUAAAAAUGAAUUUAACGAGAUAGAAAGUAACACUAAUGAACAUAACAUUGAAGAUAAUAAUGAAAAACCUGAACAAAUACAAGAGAAUGAUGAAUUAAAUAAUUUUAAUGAUAAUAAGGAUGAGAUAACUGAAUGCAAUUAUGAUGAAGACAUAAAUAACUUUUACGUUAAGGAUGAAGUUAAAGAAUGGAAUGGAAAUGACACUGAUGAAAUAAAUGAAUUAGAGAUUAAAGAAUUAGAAAGUAUUGAUGACGAAAAUAAUGAGUUGGAUGAAGAAGAUAUUAAAGGUGAAACCUCAAGUGAAAAUAAUGAAAGUACUCUAAGAUUACCAUCAAAUGAUGUUGAUGCUGUGAAAAGUAUGAAUGAAAAUAUUAUAAAUAAUUCCAAUUUUACAUGUUUGACCAAUGAAAAUAGUAUAAAAGCAGAAGCAAAAGUCAAAAUUAAAAAUAAAAAUAUACAAAAAAAUGAAGUAAAGGAUAAAGGAAGAAAAAGAAAAAAAAAUAAUUCAAUUAAAAAAAACGAUGAAAUUGUAAAAGUUUAUGGGGAUAUAAUUAAAGAAAAUACAACUAAUUUCUUGUACAAAAAUUUUGUUAUUCCUAAAAAGUCACAUAAUUAUACUUAUUUAAAUUAUAAAGAAAUAAAGGAAUAUUUAAAAAAUUUAACAGUUUUAAAAAGUGGAGUAAAUUGGAAGACUUAUAAAAUAGAGGAUUUACCUAGUGAACUUUAUAAGAAUAUCCGACCAAUAAAUCAAAGAGUAACUGGUUUUAAAACAGUUUUGUUAGUUGAUGAAUUAUUUGAAAAAUUAUGGGAAUUUCCUUUAACUGACAUGAUAAAAAUUAGGACAGUUACAAGAGGAGAUCAAUUUAUAGGAGAUAUAAGAAUAGAUUUUUAUUAUAGACAAAGUGAAAGAACAUUAUGCCGUGCAUGUGGAAGACAUAUUUUGAAACAAAAAUUUGCAACAGAACAUUACCAAAGAAAUAUAAAUUGUUGGAAAGAAGUAAUGUGGAGAUUAGGAAUUCCAGAGUUACAUUAUUAUAAUUCCGUUAGAAAUGAUUUUUUUGAUCCACGUAUUGCAAGCAUAGAUAAUAACAAUGAACAAUUAUUAUUAGAUAGGGCAUUGAUAUUAUAUAAUCAGGAAUUAAUUAAAAAAGCGACUGAUUUUGUUAAUGAAGAAUUAAAAUAUUAUGAAGAUAAUGCUAUAAACAAAGAAUCAAAAAAAAGCAAAGGAAACAGUUGUUUAGAAUUAGAUAUAUUAGUUCUUGAUGAUAAUAAUAUUUUACUUCCUACAAUGAAAAGUGAAUUAGAUGAACCCUAUUUUGAGAUAUCUGCUAUAUACCCAAGCAAUGGUUUUGCUGACGAAAAUUAUUCUAAAAAUUUUUGUUUUAUAAAAAUAACAUUUAACAAAUUGGGUGGAAUGGUUUUAAGAGAUUUGUUUACACUUGAAUGUGAAUUCUUAGUGGAUUGGGGAGAUAAUUUGCUAAUUCAAGCAAAGAAAUAUACUCUUCAUGAGAUUUAUAAUAAUUCCGAUUCUUAUGAUGUGAACUUAAGAAAUUUGUAUGAUCAGGGAUUUGCAUAUUUGAGAUGUAAUGUACCCCAAAAAAGUUAUGGAAAGGUUAAUUUAAAAGUUAGGAUUCCUAAAACAGUUUGGCAUUAUUGGGAAGCAAUAGCUGAUGAGACAUCAAAAGUUAGUUAUGAAUUUCUAGAUAAGAAUAACAUGCAUAGGCAUUUAUUGUUUUGUUCAUAUUUAGAUAAUAUUAAUAAAAAUUUUACGACAUAUAUUAAGAAUUCUUAUAAAAAUAAUUAUGCUUUUGAUUUUAUUAAUAACCAAUCUAAUUAUACAAAAUCAGAAGAAGAUUACUCACAAGGAAAUGUUCUUGAUAAAAAGACGAAAUCUAAUGUAUCCGAAUCAUUAAAUAAUAAAAUUAUACCUUAUAAUUUUAGCUCACCAAAAGCAGAAAUUAACGAUUUAAAUAAUUUAAACACUCGAAUGUUAUAUAACCAAAAUAAUACAUACAAUAAUAUAGAUUAUCCUCUUAUUAAUAAUAUCCCAUAUCAAAAUUAUCAAAAUUUUAAUAUUAAUAAUGUACAUAAUGAUUCAGAUACUAAUUAUUCAAAGAACUUUGAUCAAUUUAAUACGCAUCUUGAAUCAAAUUUUUAA